Molecule: messenger RNA, 5518 nt
Organism: Lagopus muta (rock ptarmigan)
Lineage: Eukaryota; Metazoa; Chordata; Aves; Galliformes; Phasianidae
Gene: RORB
Product: RAR related orphan receptor B
Exons: 10
Coding region: 141-1520 (459 amino acids)
Biological process (GO): regulation of transcription by RNA polymerase II
Cellular component (GO): nucleus
Molecular function (GO): zinc ion binding; nuclear receptor activity; RNA polymerase II cis-regulatory region sequence-specific DNA binding
Source: RefSeq, a predicted model, not a curated record
GCCGCCUGGGAGGGAUGGUUUUCGCGACAGAGCAGAGCCGCGGCGGCUGCCGCCUCCGCGGGUGCUGAGACGGGAUUUUCGUGGUGCAGUUCCCGGGCUCCCAGCUUCAUGACUGCGCGGAGCGGGGAGUCGCCAACACCAUGCGAGCACAAAUUGAAGUGAUACCAUGCAAAAUCUGUGGUGAUAAGUCCUCUGGAAUACAUUAUGGAGUCAUCACAUGUGAAGGCUGCAAGGGAUUCUUUCGGAGGAGUCAGCAGAACAAUGCCUCCUACUCCUGCCCAAGGCAGAGAAACUGUUUAAUUGACAGAACCAACAGAAAUCGUUGCCAACACUGCCGACUGCAGAAAUGUCUUGCCCUGGGAAUGUCUAGAGAUGCUGUGAAAUUUGGAAGAAUGUCCAAAAAGCAGAGGGAUAGCUUGUAUGCUGAAGUGCAGAAGCACCAGCAGCGAUUGCAGGAACAGCGGCAGCAGCAGAGCGGUGAGGCAGAAGCCCUUGCCAGGGUUUACAGCAACAGCAUCAGCAACGGCUUGGGCAAUCUGAACAACGAAACGGGCAGCACCUAUUCAAAUGGGCACGUCAUCGACCUGCCAAAGUCUGAGGGUUAUUACAACGUGGAUUCUGCCCAGCCUUCUCCAGAUCAGUCUGGCUUAGACAUGACUGGAAUCAAACAGAUAAAGCAGGAACCUAUCUAUGACCUCACCUCUGUACCAAACUUGUUUACCUAUAGCUCUUUCAACAAUGGGCAGUUAGCUCCGGGGAUAUCCAUGACUGAAAUAGAUCGAAUUGCACAGAAUAUCAUUAAAUCUCACUUGGAGACAUGCCAAUAUACAAUGGAGGAGCUACACCAGCUAGCUUGGCAAACCCACACGUAUGAAGAAAUUAAGGUUUACCAGAGCAAGACCAGAGAAGCCCUUUGGCAGCAGUGUGCCAUUCAGAUCACUCAUGCUAUCCAGUAUGUGGUGGAGUUCGCAAAGCGGAUAACAGGCUUUAUGGAGCUCUGCCAGAAUGACCAAAUUCUCCUCCUUAAGUCAGGCUGCUUGGAAGUGGUUUUGGUGAGAAUGUGCCGUGCCUUCAACCCACUCAACAAUACUGUUCUGUUUGAAGGAAAGUAUGGAGGGAUGCAGAUGUUCAAAGCCUUGGGUUCUGAUGAUCUGGUGAAUGAAGCAUUUGACUUUGCUAAGAAUUUAUGUUCCUUACAGCUGACUGAGGAGGAGAUUGCCUUGUUUUCAUCUGCUGUUCUGAUAUCACCAGAUCGAGCCUGGUUAAUAGAGCCAAGGAAGGUCCAGAAGCUUCAGGAAAAGAUUUACUUUGCACUUCAACAUGUGAUCCAGAAGAACCACCUCGAUGAUGAGACUUUGACAAAGUUAAUAGCCAAGAUACCAACCAUUACUGCACUUUGCAACUUGCACGGAGAGAAACUACAGGUAUUUAAACAGUCUCACCCAGAUAUAGUGAACACACUGUUUCCUCCAUUAUACAAGGAGCUUUUCAAUCCAGACUCAACCACUGGCUGCAAGUGAAGGGGAUAAUGAAAUUUUCACGUAGUCAUGGAAUGCAUCACUGUUAAGACAAAAAGAAAUGUUUUCAUAAUGAACUUAUUAAAAAUGUCACUACUGCAACACUAGGAAUGUUCUGCACUUAAUAGAAUUAUUUUUCACCGCUACAGUUUGAAGAAUGUAAAUAUGCAAUUCUGAGUGGGGAUGUCUUUUUUCUCUUUUCUUUGUUUACCUUUUUUUUUUUUUCUUAUUGAACUGACAAUGAAUAUACAAAUAUAGGACACUGGGUGUUACCUUUUUUUUUUUAUUUUAUUUUAUUGGGAUAUGUUUUGGGAGACAACUGUUCAUAGAAUUUUAUUGUAGAUAUAAAUGAGAAUAGAGCAGUACUUUGCAGUAUUACUCUUGCUGUUUAUUGUUCAAAUAUAAUUUAAGAAAAUUCCACUUAUUAGUCUUGCCUAUUUCUAUGUUUUUAGAUAGUUUAAUGCAUGUGGAAAUUUGUAGCUGUCUUGGAAAUUAUUGUGCAUGUAUGAAAUACAUAUAUAUAUGUAUAUGUUGUGUAUACUUAUAUAUGUAUGUAUGUAUUAUAUGCAUACAUGCUGUAGCUUAAAAGUCCCAUGCCUACUUUUAAAGGAUGCUCAGCCAGGCUGUCAUGCAUUUCUUGCUCUCCAAGUAAUAUAUUAGAUUUACUUUGGGCAAUCACGAUUUGCUUUGCCAGUCAACAGCCAAUGCGUAAUUACAGGAUCACUCCUGAAAUGUGUAAUGUAGUGCAUAUAUGCAGUCUGUAAGUGAAACAUCAGGAAUAUACCAAUGGUGCAAAAGCCUUGUCUGGAUGAUUUCAGUGGAGAGAGGAAAAGCUUUUUGUCAAUAUUCUCCCUGCAACAGGGGUACAGCAUAUGUAAGAGUGAACAUUUUAGGACCUGUGUCAGUGAAGUAUCUGAAACAGAAUAAAAACACAGACUGUCCCAACCACUUCUCUGAUUAUACAAAAGAUUUUAUUUAACUGUAUGCUUAUUUGAAAAAUAGUUGCAAGACUUGGCUUGGUUUUUGGUAAUUUUUUUUUUUCUCAUUUGUUGUUGUUGUUUUAAAGAAAUACAGUGAACUCAGUGAACCUUAGGAAGCCUAAAAUGUAGCUCUGAAAAGUAUCAUCAGAGAAAGGGAGGGAGGAGGAAAGUGGAAUUGAACAGUAGCCAUGGUUAUGAAGAUGAACAUAACACUAUUACCAACAAAGCCAUCACCUAAACAAGACUGAUGGCUUCCAUUCCAUGUAUAUAUAUAUGUUAAACACACUUACAUAUACACAAACAUAGGGUUGAUUUGAUGCUCAUUUCAGGAGGCAAGCAAAGGAUUGGGGCUUUCUUCUUGUCUGUCUCUAAAUUGAUUUUAUGUGCAUUUGCUUGCAAAAACAAAGGUGAAUACAGAGAGGAGUGGAAGACUGCCACAGACACAAUCUCAUAGAUUAACUGAAUUUAAUUGCAGUCAUGAUUAAUGCAUUUGGAUUCUGCCAGAGAUUAAAAAAAAAAAAAAAACUUUUUUCCUGUGGAAGAGCAGGGAUUCACUUCUUGCCAUGUCUCUGUCCUUUUCAUCAUAUCUAUCUGUUGGGAGCUUUUCCAGAAAAGUGUCCUUAGAGAAUGCCAGUGGAAGGAGUUGAGCAGAAAUAAGUAGAAAAGAAAUGAAACAGAGGCAGGGUCACGAGCAGAUGCAUUUCCUUAUUUCAAAGCUCAUAGAAGGCAAUCUGAACUGAGAGCUGGAGAGGAGUUGAAGGCCCCACUGCCAGGUCAUAGGACAGAGCUGUGUCACUGGAAACCCGUGGGGACACGGCCCCAGAGUGGUUGCAGAAGCUUGUGUCAGCGAUAGCUUAACACCUCUGGCUUUUACAGAAGACCACAUAGGUCCCAUCUCAUCCUCUAUUCCUUUUUCUGCAUCAACAGUUAAUUCACACCUUAUUCUGAGCACUGGUUAAAGUUUCCCCUCACCCACUACCAAUCACCUUGUAAAUUUACACACACACCUCAUGAUUCCAUAGCUAUCUCUUCUCUUAUUCUAAACUAUCUAUCUAUUCUCAAAUUCUAAACUUGCUGCAAGAGCAGUUACAAAUCCUUAGCUAAUAAAUGUUUCUCUGUUAAUCAAUUCUGAGUGCAAAAUAGAUACACAAACGGCACAGCCAAGUUAAUUUUUCUCAGAGAUUUGUUGUAAAAAUGAUGCAAUCUUCCAAAUUUCUUAGUCCUAAAAUCUCUAAAAUACUCUUUUUGCACCAAAUUUCUAUCACAUAUUCCAAUGAUUAUAUUAAAAUAUUUUCAGCUAAUGUAGUACAGCACUUCUUUAGAUGCUUCUUUAAACCACUUAAGCCCUAAGAUUGGCAUCCUCUUGUAAUCUGAUUUUAUCUGUUUGCAGCCUGUUUUACAUGACAAAUCCAUGAACAGGACUCCAUACUCCACCUACUUCUAAUAUUAAAAAAAAUAAUAAUAAUAAUUAACCAGUAUUUAUGCAAGGUCAAUUUGUGUAUAUUUGAAAAAAAAAAAUCAAACUGAAUCCUGUAAGAGCUCAAUUUUAACUGCAGGGGAUUCAUGUUUUCCUUGUCUUUUUCAAUAUGAAAAUAUAUUUACAUAUAUAUAUAUUACACACAUCUAUAUAUGCUCAUUUGAAAUCCAUUAUAAUAAUAAUCUGUUAUUUUCAGUGCAUUAAGAGUAACAUAUUUAGCCAAUACACAGAAUAUAGAGUGUGAUAAGUAUUACUGCCCUAAAGGUUGAUAAAUGAAGAAGCUUGUUAUGCUUCAGUUAUGUAUUACAUAUUGAAAAUGUUUUGUUGCUUUCAAAUAAGCCAAUCAAUCUUUAGCAGGUAUUAUGAUUUACAUCUUAGUCAAGAUGUAAUGAAAUGAAGAUCACAUGUGAAAAAGACGUAUUAUUUAACCAUUAUUCAUAGGGAGUUUCAUCCUUAAAGCACUUAAAGACUUCUGAAAUCACUGCAAUCUCAUGAUCUCUUCAAUCAGCAAGGACUGUUCCCUUUUUUUAAAGAUAAAGAAAUGAAGGCAAAGAAGUUAAAUGACCUACCAGAGACCAUAGAACCAGCAGCAUCCAGGCUGAAAUUAAAAAUGGAUUCUUUUCAUUUGUUCUAAAACCAAUAACUAUGUUACACAAAAUUUUCUGUACAGACUGUACAAACAAUUACAAAUAUUGCCAAAUAAUUAUAUUCAAAUAAUAUUAUCAAUAAUUUGUUCAAUUUCUUUUCCUAUUUUUACAGAAUUUGAGCAAGAAACUCAUUUAUUUUGGUAGCAAAAAUUAAUUCUCAUACAGUAUUUACUGGUGUUAAAUAGUGCUGAUAAAACUUAUUUAAUUUUCUUUGAUUUCAGUCUGGCCAUGGAGGUAAAUUAGAACUUCAGCCCUUUGUUCAUUGUGCAUAUAACAAGAAAUAGCAAUGACAUGCUACAGGCUGGAUUUUUGUUGUCAUUCUUAAUACAGUUUUGUAUACGACAUUUUAAAUUCUCAAUAUCGGAUUUUAUACAUUCAAGUAAUCCUUAGGUUUUAAACAAUGAAAUAGUACAAGUUCAAUUAAGUAACUGCAUAGCCAAUCACAACAUGCAUUUCAGACAACAUUACUACUGUGUUUUAUUUCUUGGCUUUCAUUAAUCUGCAGUAGUUUCUGAAGCCUUUCAAUUAAACCUCUAGAACUAGAACUGCUCUUUAGUAACUGGCAAUAUUUGCUGAUUUUUUUAGUGAUAAUUCUUUCAAAUGGGACACAAUUUUUAAUGACUGAUUAGCCCCAGAAAUUCAACAAAAAAAAAUAUUUAAAACAUAUAUUAAAUCUUGUAGCAUUGCUCUCAGAUAAUUGGACCACAUUGAUCUAAAUUAUCCACAGCAUCAAGCAGGCAAAUGUAGAGUAUUUGUUAUACUGCCACAGGGACUUAAUUUUGGUGUAAAUGUCACUCUUGCCAGAUCUUUGUAUAAAGAAUUAAUUCCAAGAGUCAUAUUUUCUUCUAAUGGAAAGAUUUCUUUAUUGAUUGCUAGGGGAAAGAAAAAAAAAACAAA